AUGAGCUCCAUAACGGUCUCUUCAGCCGAGUGCAGCACAUGGUAUGCGGUGUCCCUUACUACAGCUGUUGCUGUGUUUGCAGUGAACCUCCUAUCAAUUAUUCUUUUUGUAAAGAACAGUAAUCUUCGGACUCGUGCCAUGUACUUGGUUAUAAACUUGACUGUGGUUGAUAUGUUUGUUGGAGGAAUUGCCACAUUCUUUGCAGUAUUUCAUUUCCUCCUCUACGGUUGCAAAGCUGGAAAUAUAUCAUGGCCCUGGCAGGAAUUGCCACCUAUUAUGGUUGUGCUUUCCACGACCGAGGCGUGGCUCCCUCUCACCUCUUUAGCAGGUAUUGCAGUAAUUUCUUUAGAGCGGAUGCAUGCGACGUUUCGUCCAUUCAGGCAUCGCAACAUCAAAAAAUGGGCCUACGGGGUAACAAUUGCGGGCGUGUGGAUUUUAACUGCGAUGAUAUUAAUUCCCUUGCCGUUAAUAAGUCUCUAUGGGAACUUGCAUCAACAGUGGCAAUUGCUAUUUCCUUUCUACUUAUGGCGGUCAUAUUGUUUCCUUUGCCUUAUUGUUAUCUGUGUUUCUUACACCUCCAUUGCUUUAAAAUUUUGGUGUGGUACCCGUCCUCCAUCCCAUGGUGCUGCCAAUAGACAAAGAAAACUGACUGUGACAUUAUUCACAAUGACCAUUGUAUCUUUGCUGCUGUGGUUACCAUUUGUUGUAUAUUCUUUCAUUUCUUUUUUUGUUCUAGAUAAGAUUGCUUUCCUGACAUAUUUACGCUUGAGAUUAUCUUUUUUUCUUCUAUACCGCACAAACUCGCUUGUUAAUCCUGUUAUUUACACAAUCAGAAUGCCAGAGUUCAGAAGAGCUCUCCUGAUAUUAUUUAAACGU
Molecule: messenger RNA, 876 nt
Organism: Porites lobata
Lineage: Eukaryota; Metazoa; Cnidaria; Anthozoa; Scleractinia; Poritidae
Source: the annotation of a GenBank genome assembly